Dermacentor silvarum is the source of this 1834-nucleotide messenger RNA. RefSeq names its product filaggrin-2-like. The transcript is spliced from 2 exons. NCBI's taxonomy places the organism in Eukaryota, Metazoa, Arthropoda, Arachnida, Ixodida, Ixodidae. The record is from RefSeq and is a predicted model, not a curated record. Bases 67 to 1437 code for a protein of 456 amino acids.
UACGGCGGCACGUUGAAACUACCAGCUUCUGGAAGCGGGCCAUAUGGAGCUGGACAUGGACCAACGAUGAAAUUUCCUGCCUCCGGUAACCAUGGUAACGGAUAUGGACCAAGCUACGGCAGCACGUUGAAACUACCGGCCUCAGGAAGCCGGCCAUAUGGUGCUGGAUACGGACAAACGAUGAAACUUCCGGCAUCCGGGAGCUCUGGUUACGGAUACAGACCUAUCUACGGUAGCACGUUGAAGCUACCAGCCUCAGGAAGCGGGCCACAUGUAGCUGGGUACGGACCAACGGUAAAAUAUCCGGCUACCGGGAGCACUGGUUACGGAUACGGACCUAGCUACGGCAGCACGUUGAAGUUACCGGCUUCAGGAAGCGGCCCAUAUGGAGCUGGAUACGGACAAACGAUGAAACUUCCAGCAUCUGGGAGCACUGGCUACGGAUAUGGACCUAGCUACGGCAGCACGUUGAAACUGCCGGCCUCAGGAAGCAUGCCAUAUGGAACUAGAUACGGUUCAACUAUGAAACUUCCAGCAAGUCACAACCCCAGUUAUGGCCAAACACUGAAGCUCCCAGCCUCUGGAGGUGGAAAUUACGGUAUCGGUCACAGUCAGCCAUGGCAGUUUCCAGCGUCUGGUAGUGGUGUAAAAGGUUACGCGCAAACGCUGAAGCUCCCAGCCACUGGCGGCGGCAGUUAUGGUAUCGGUCAUAGACAAACAUUGCAGUUUCCGGCUUCUGGUAGCGGAGUAAAAGGUGUUAGUUACCAACAAACACUGAAGCUACCAGCGUCUGGAAUCAUUGGUCAUGGAAGUGUGCAUGGCAAUACACUCAAGAUCCCAGCAUCCGGAAGUGGUGGCUAUGGAAUAACCCAUGGGCAAACCUUGACGCUUCCAGCCUCGGGUUCUUCACUAUACAAUUCCGGCUACGGUCAGACGAUGAAGCUACCAGCCUUUGGGGCUACUGGUCAUGGAAGUGGCUAUGAUUAUCGACAAACGUUGAAGCUGCCGGCAACUGGAACGGCGCAGAACUCCGCCGGAUAUGGACAGGCACUGGUGAUCCCAACUUCUGGCGGUGCAUUUAAUGGAAUCGUUUCCCAACAAACCGUGAAACUUCCCGCUUCAGGAGGUUUUCCUUUACAUGGAGGAAGUUACGGACAAACACUUAAGUUACCAGCUUCCGGAGCUGUCGGUCAUGCGAACAGCUACGGCCAGACGCUGCAGCUGCCGUCUUUAAGUGGUGCAGCGUACACUCCCACUUUCGGACAGACAAUGAAGCUUCCUGCGUCUGCAAGUGCGAGUAACGGGUUCGGUUACGGACAGACGUUAGAGGUACCGACAAUGUCCGGUGUGCUUGAACAGCACGCGCAAAGUUUAACUAUCCCGCUGCCGGCUGGCAUGUCAACUACAUAUAAGAAGGAGGUGCCACUGAACUAUUAGUGCUGCUGUCUCGGAGGAUCUAGCGUUAUUGAAAGAGCGAGAUAAUUCGGUAAAAUGCCUUAUCCAGCCAUUAAGUAACGCCACAUUAGCUGGUGUGGGAGAAGUGAGCAAUAACGGCGCGCUCCUACAUCGACAGGCAAUCCCAAGUUUGCCAGAGGACCCGUAACAAUAUCCGGAUGUGAAUUAGCGCGCCUUCUAACCGCACACAGCAAAACGCAUGCGUGCAAAGUUAAUGUUAUAAAUUACCAUACCGUAUACAUCAGCAUAAUGUCCUUCUUACUAUGCAGGUUAUUGUGUAUAAAUGAAAUUCUUUGUCCUGAGCUCUUGAUCAGCGUGUAAAUUAUACGUGUAAUCGAAAACCUCAUGCCUUUGUCCGAUUUCUGCGGGAUCGAACGCA